Seminavis robusta is the source of this 3318-nucleotide messenger RNA. The record is from the annotation of a GenBank genome assembly. Lineage: Eukaryota; Bacillariophyta; Bacillariophyceae; Naviculales; Naviculaceae.
AGUCCACACCGUCAAUACUGACUAGCUGACCGUAAAGCAAAACACAAACCGGUGUGUAGCUGUUAUUACCCCUUUCCACCUGCUUAUACUAGACUACCACUCCACCACUACCGGUAUUGUUGAGACAAGACGACAGAUAGAUAUCAAUAGUGGACGAUAAUGCCAUGAUGCGGCCUCUGAAAAGCUUGGUGAGGGGAUUCCUCCUUCUGAGCACCAUUAUCAUACCCGCAGUGAUCUCCUCAGACGACGAUACCAUCCCCAACCCGUACAUCGCCGGCUGCCUCCGAGAGACCCUCCCAGGCUGGACCAACGUCCGCGUCUGCGGCAGUGAUGACGAUCCAUCUCUCAUGGAACAGGGUAUCUGUCGACCCGCCGAGUUUGAAGAAUACAUGGAAAUCCGCAUCAGUGUGGCCAACUGGGAUUCUCCCGUCAUUUUGACGUGGUUAAUCCAGAUUAUCCUGUCGGAAAUUCUGGGCGUCCCCGCAUCGGUAGAAACAGGACGACCCCACCACUUGGAACAUCGCGGUCUCUACGAUCCCAUGGUAUCUCCCGUCACUACUGCUGCUAGUAGUGGCUUGGAUUAUACCAAUACCACCAGCAGCCACACGGACGUGCUGGUGGUAGCAUCGGACUUGCUACAGAAUCAAGGGACGGCCGAUUGCCGCGUGGUCAACGACGACGACAAGACCGAUGAAUAUACGGCGUGUGCGCAUGUGAUUCCCGAAUACUGGGAUGCCAACUCUUUGGAAGCGCAAGAGCUCAUUUUUGCCAACAAAAUUGAACCCGCCCAGACCACGGGCUUUUUGGGACAUGAGAGUUGGUUCGUUACCAAAUUCACGGCCGAUGACGACCCCACGUUGGUGUCCUACCGAGGCUUGAUGGGCGAAGCAAAUCGUCAAAAAAUGGCGGACAUGUUCCUACGGCCAACCACCUGGAGAGAUUACUGUCUAGAGGUAUCCCCCAACAAUUGUCGCUUGUCAGACGACGUGGCACAGAGAGCUCCCAGCACGGAGGACGAGGAUGAUCGCAUGUUUGUUCCAGGCUUGUAUACCGGUCACUUUCGUGCCACAGACGACAAUAAUUGUACACUCAACCCUACUACCUGCACGGGGCACAUUGGAAACUACCCUUGUGGUUGGACCUCUCACGUCGAGCAGUCUCUGUACCAUUUGAAUAUUCCCUUGAAGAGCGAUGGCAUGGAAGGAGUGGAUGAAACUGGCAACGGAAAGGGUGGCUACACAUCAUCACAACUCGCCGAUAUGUGGCAUGCGGCCAAUGCCACAAAAUCCAACUUGAUCAUGUUCUGGUGGACACCACAACCUCUCUACUACCGAUAUCUCGGCAGUGACGCCGAGAUGCAACGCAUUCUUCUCCCACCCGUCACGCAAGCAUGUGUCGAAGCUCGAACCACUGCCGCUGACGAAUGUAGCCUCAACCAGACGGUGCGAGCGGGAGAUCCCAAAGGCGCUUGUGAUAAUGCACCGCAUGAGUUGCACAAACUCAUUACCGGGGCGCUGCAACAAGUGAUACAAUCAGAAAAUAUCCCAGCCGCCAUUCGAUCACCAGCCUAUGAUAUGCUACGAAUCUUUCAAGUAACCGAUGCUCAGUUGGGAGAUAUUUCGCAAUUGUGGCAACAGCCGGAUAUAUCACCUCGACAAGCCGUAUGCCGUUGGGCCGCCGACAAUUUGGACAUACUGUACCAUUCCGUCCCGACGUCGUAUCCACGAGUCGCACGCCUCGACAAUGAACUCUCCGGAUUUGGGAUUGCCAUGACCGUUCUGGGAGCUAUCACGACAAUUUUGGUUCUAGUCACCGCGUUCUUUGUGUACAAGAGACGCAAUAAACUCGCCGUUCGAUACGCGCAAGUCGAGUUCGUGUGGCUAUUGCUGUGUGGAUCCUUUCUCAUUGCCAUUGGAGCCAUUCUGACCAGUCUCCCCGCCACCGACGGUACUUGUGUGGCCACUGUUUGGUUCAUUAAUAUUGGAUACACUCUGGAGUUGGUGCCCUUGAUUGUUAAAGUGGCAGCCAUCAACGAAAUGCUAAACGCAGCGAGCCGUUUGCGACGAGUCACACUCACCCACAAGUCUUUGUUUGGUGCAGUCGCGGUGAUCUCAGUGCUUUGUUGCGUUUUCUUGACUAUUUGGACUGUCCUCGAUUCACCCAACAAAAAGGCGGUUUAUGACUUGACUGGUGAAACCACAACAACCGAUGCUGGUGUUCAGGAACAUAUUGUGGGAAAAAGCUACUACUGUAGUCGUGGCGAGUCGGAUGCUUGGCAAUUUUCAGCUGUGGCGUGGAAUGCCGUAAUGCUGUUCUCUGCCACUGUACUGGCCUUUCAGACCAGGAAUGUCCAACAAUCCUUCAACGAGAGCCGGACGCUGGCCUUUUUGAUCUACUCCCACUUUGUUUUUGUAAUUUUGCGCAUCUGCACCUUCCUGUUGGUCGACAGCAUCAGUGGCACAACCUUGGACCAACUUCGGAGCCUCCUCUACAGCUUGGAUACAAUUUUCACCAUCGCAAUCUACAUUUUCCCCAAGUUGAUUGCAAAAGAUUCGGAUAUGCGACCGUCAUUGGGGAGCGCUCAUAUAUCUGGCAUGGUCGACCUUGUUCACAGUGCACAAUUCAGUAUCAAUGGGUGCGCAAGUGGAAACAGCGCCGGACCAUAUGGGGACGCGAGUAGUCUCGGCUAUGCGUCCGACCUUGACGUGAGUCCGUCCGCUGAUCCAAGUUCAAGGAAACCCGCCAAGGAGCAGGCAGGAAGAGAGGAGCCAUACACCGAGGAAGAUACAAGGAGCGAUGGGGACAAGGAAAACAACAAUCUUGGCGAAAAUGCAGCAGAUAUAGUCAUCUACGACGACGACAUCAUGGAUUCGAAAUCAUACGCUGACGACAUCAUCAAACAGGUGGACUGCUAGCUUGGAAGAAGUUAUACCUUUUUGGUGCUACUCCGGAAUCCAUCCAAACAUUCCCUUCUCCAAGUGGAUCUCCGAACCCUCCCUUGACUUGACGAGAAGUUACCAGCAGUUUGAACGGGGCACUCGCAAGAUGCAGCUAAACUUUGCGGUGCGCUGAAAAAUGCUAAAAUUCCGUGACUGGAGGUCGAGAUCUUCAAAGAUCAGGGAGUUUUGCUUGUGCUCGCCAUGGAAUGGACCAUUGCCGAGACCAUUUUUCUAGAAGCUCUCCAUGAGCACUCUUGCUGUCUUGGCCCAGCCUGAGGCUGCAUUCAGUCAAGAGUAGAGUGUCUGCUGGCACUCGAGAGAUCCAUUUAAUACCGUAGUAGAGAAUUUGUAGACAUACAUAGUACUCCAUUCUAUUUUG